Clupea harengus (Atlantic herring) is the source of this 2359-nucleotide messenger RNA. It is a transcript of the gene sult4a1, whose product is annotated as sulfotransferase family 4A, member 1. Gene Ontology annotation, molecular function: sulfotransferase activity. NCBI's taxonomy places the organism in Eukaryota, Metazoa, Chordata, Actinopteri, Clupeiformes, Clupeidae. The record is from RefSeq and is a predicted model, not a curated record.
GCUGAAGCUCAAUGCGCCUGCGUGUCUCGUUGCAUCCUUGCCAAAACAUUGUGGGCUGCAGAAAAACAGUGCCUUUUCUCGCCGAAUUAAAAACAACAGCAUUAUUUUUGCUCUAUAUUUAUAAGUCUUGAGCAUGGCAGAGAGCGAAGUGGACACGCCAAGCACCCCGAUAGAAUACGAGAGCAAAUACUUCGAGCAUCAUGGAGUUCGCCUGCCUCCCUUUUGCAGGGGGAAGAUGGACGAGAUUGCCAACUUCUCGCUCCGAAGUAGCGACAUAUGGAUCGUCACUUAUCCAAAGUCAGGCACCAGUCUUCUUCAGGAGGUGGUCUAUCUGGUCAGUCAGGGCGCGGAUCCAGACGAGAUCGGCUUCAUGAACAUCGAUGAACAGCUGCCUGUGUUGGAGUAUCCUCAGCCUGGUCUGGACAUCAUACAGGAACUGACAUCCCCACGGCUGAUUAAGAGUCACCUUCCAUACCGAUUCCUGCCCACAGCCAUGCACAAUGGAGAAGGCAAGGUGAUCUAUAUGGCCCGUAACCCAAAGGAUCUGGUGGUGUCCUACUAUCAGUUCCACCGCUCGCUCCGCACCAUGAGCUACCGCGGAACCUUCCAGGAGUUCUGCCGCCGCUUCAUGAAUGACAAACUGGGAUAUGGCUCCUGGUUUGAGCAUGUGCAGGAAUUCUGGGAGCACCGCAUGGACUCCAACGUCCUCUUCCUGAAAUACGAGGACAUGUAUAAGGACCUGGGGACUCUGGUGGCGCAGCUGGCACGCUUCCUGGGUGUGUCAUGUGACAAAGCCCAGCUGGAGGGGAUGGUGGAGAGCUGCAGCCAGCUCAUCGAGCAAUGCUGCAACUCAGAGGCCCUGCAUAUGUGCAGAGACCGCGUGGGUUUGUGGAAAGACGUCUUCACCGUGACGAUGAACGACAAGUUUGACGCUGUGUACCGGCAGAAGAUGGGCAAGAGUGACCUGAGCUUCGACUUCGGUCUGUGAGAGCUGACCUUUGAAAUCGGUGUGUGAGAGCUCUCGCUGUCACGCCAUCCCAUAAUAUCCCCCACAGCCCAGCUGACAACACGUCAUGCCAUGUCACACCACUCACACUGCCCCACUGAAACACAUCACACACUCCCCCUAGUGGCCAACCCCAACCCCAGCCCCAACCCUAACCUCCCGGGUGACCUUGACCUUAACCCCUGACCCCAACCCUAACCCUAACCUCCCAGGUGACUUUAACCCCUGACCCCAACCCUAACCCUAACCCUAACCCUAACCUCCCGGGUGUGUAUCGGGGGUAUGGAUGGCUCCCCCCUUGGCCCUGCCAGUCUCAAACUGCCUUUACCCUCUCCUCAUCAGUUACUUUAACCCCUAACCCUAACAUUGACCUCAACCCCUGACCCUAACCCUGACCCUAACCCUGACCCUGACCCUAACCCUAACCCUAACCCUGACCCUAGACUCAAACUGCCUUUCCCCUCUCCUCCCUCUAACACACUCUUCCGUGUGUUGGAACCCUCAGGGUUAGGAUUUGGGCGUGACUCAGGGGGUGACCCUUAAAGUACAGAUGGUCCCUUGGGAAAGAGAAGGGGACUCAGGGGGUGACCCUUAAAGUCCAGAUGGUCCCAUGGGAAAGAGCGGGGGAGAUCUGCGCUCCCCUUUAGCAUGACCAGCAGCUCACCUCACCUCACCUGACUAGAUAGCGGUUAUCAGAUUAGCAUGACGGUUUGCCCUGAACCUAGUUUUAACCGUAAGCCUAACGCAGGCAACAGGUUUUCAAGCUUUGGAGGAACAGAUUAUUGUUAUGCUAUAGACAUAUUAUGUAUAUAGAUGAUUGAUUAUUGAUUAUUGGUAUGUUUUCCCUAAACCUAACAUUAACUGUACAGCAGCAGGAGGUUUGGCACUUUCCAUGUGAAAAUACCCCCCCACCCCCCGAGACAUCACUAACCCUGACCCCUCUGACCCCUCUGACAUCACUAACCCUGACCCCUGAACCCUGACCCCCCAGACAUCACUAACUAACCCUGACCCCUCUGACCCCUGACCUCCCAGACAUCACUAACCCACUAACUAACCCUGACCCCCUGACCCCUGACCCCCCUGACCCCUCUGACCCCCCUGACCCCCCAGGCAUCGCUGUGAAAUAAUGUUUUUCAUGUACAAUGCAAAUUUUAAAGUUUCUCACUCUAAUUUUAGAAGACUCAACAAAAGUGAUAUAUGUCACAAAAAUGAUUCUGUUAUUUAAUUCUGUUAUAUUUUGUUAUAUUAUGUUGGUCUGCUAAUUUAAUAAAAAUGACAAAUAUAUUAUUGUAUACUAUGAAGCAAUUCAGAUUCACAUUAGAGAAAAAUAAAAAACAACUAUCUUUGAAA